AGGGACUUUCAGACAGUGAGCUUGUUCUGCAAGGCUGCCUGUUGGAUCAAUCUUUAUUGCUCCAGCUACUGAUGCUAGCUGGCUAGUUUAGCUCGUGCUGCUGGCUCAGGGACAAGCUUAAGGAAGCCACUGCAAGAGGAGAGCAAUUCACCCUCAGCACAGCUCAAAAUCCAAAGAGCAGCUUUCCAGACACUGAUUUAUUCCCUGUUUUUGUGGGACUGACACUCUGAGACGAUGCAGCUGAACCUUCCUGUCCUGACUCUUUGCCUUCUGGGCACAGCAGUCCUGUGUGUAGCACAGUCAACCACAAUGAAGCCACCCCCAACAGCUACAGCCGAACCAACAACUGCCAAACCCACCACACCUGGCCCAGUCACCACUACCACAGCUGGAACUGGAACAACCACAGCUGCCGGAACUGGAUCGACCACAGCUGCCGGAACUGGAUCGACCACAGCUGGAUCGACCACAGCUGCCGGAACUGGAUCGACCACAGCUGCCGGAACUGGAACAACCGCCACUACUACGAAAACCACUUUAGCUCCCACUAAAUCCACACCUUCUGUGGGUGGAGAGGGAGAAGGGCUUACAUCUGGCGCUAUAGCCGGAAUUGCCAUUGGCUCUAUCGCUGGGGUGGCUGCUGUUGGUGGUGGUAUCUUUGGUGGGCUGAAGUACAUGGGGAAGAUCUGAGACCAGUUAUUGGCAAACAAGAAUGUAAAUGGUUAUGGAUUGUAAACUAAAACAUUUCAUCCUGAUGCUGUUAACUGGACAAUAAAAUGUCCUUUUGUCUGAAAGGCUCAAAUCAGAAUAUGACAGUGGCUAUGAUAUGAUGAUGAUAUGGGCCCAGAGGAAGACAGAAAAGUUAAUAUGAACUUUGCUCUGUUAUUUUGAUUGUCUGGCUGAGAGUCCGGUAGUAAUCUUUAGUUGAUCAAAAACUUUUGGUUGUGAUAGAAAAUAUAUUUUAUCAUAUUUUCAUGUCGUUGUCUUUAAUGGCAGUAAAAUAAUAAGCUGCACUUUUAAAUUGAAUGGACAGUCCUUGACUAAUGGAGUGUUUGAUUUAAAAUAAUGAAUGUACUUUAUGUGUCAUAAUUGUGGUCUUUUGGAUUUCAAUAUUUAGGGUAGCUAACGAUAACGAGCCAGAUUUUAUAAUAACUUUUUUUAUUUUUUAUGACGGUAGUUGUGGAGCCUGUGCAGCUCCUGAGGUUUCAGAUAAAAAUAAAUUGUCACUAGAUUUUAAAGAUUAAGAAAAAUUGUCUGCUUUCUUAAAAAAAAGAAACUUUGUAAAUUAAUACAGACAUUUUUAAAGAUGUAGUUUAUUUUCUUAUCAUUAACUGGGCUUUUGAACCCAAAUUCUGUAUUCCCUGUAUUCAGAGGAAAGGCUUUGAAAUCACUCAAUACAUUUAAUAAAUAACUGU
Epinephelus moara (kelp grouper) is the source of this 1415-nucleotide messenger RNA. RefSeq names its product period circadian protein-like. The record is from RefSeq and is a predicted model, not a curated record. Bases 235 to 690 code for a protein of 151 amino acids. The transcript has 4 exons. NCBI's taxonomy places the organism in Eukaryota, Metazoa, Chordata, Actinopteri, Perciformes, Serranidae.